AUGUCGCUGAGCUCGGAUCAUGUACUAGAGAGGGGAAAACCUCAUGAAAGAAACCAAAUUAUUAGUACAAUAAUUGGAUCUAUAGUACAACUGAGCCAGCAUAAAUUUACUUCAAAUGUUGUUGAAAAAUGUCUACAGUGUGGUGAUUCAACUGCAAGGGAGAUGCUGAUAAAGAAUAAUAUUGGGCAUGGUGAUAAAAAUGAUAAUUUAUUGCCACUACCAAAAUCUUCUCUUAAUGGAUUUAGAGGUAAAAAAGUUAUUGCCAUUAUCUAUGAUGCAAAUAUUAUAGCCCUUGCAGAUGAGCUAACACUAGGGAAAACAUACAUGUUAUCAAAUGCAACUGUGAAAGACAACAGAAAUGAGUUCAGAGGCUCACUUCAAGACAAAAUUUGGACCAUAACAGCAAAGACAAAGAUAAAAGAACUUAAGGAGGAUAAUUUAAACUUUCUCUUCUCGAGAUAUGAACUCACCGGAUUCAACAAAUUGGAACGCUGCAUGGAUAGUAAUGCAGAGAUAAGUGUUAUAGGCAUCGCUAUAGAAGUUCGUCAAAAAAGAAUUAUCCAAACCCAAUUUGGCACACAAACAUGUCUUCAAGAUGUUGUGCUGAUAGAUAAAUCUUUUGAGACGAUCAUAUUAACGAUGUGGGACACUUUUGUUGAAAAUGAUUGCGUUACAAUAACUGAUAACAUCGAAAGCAAACCAAUCAUAUGGACGACUAAUUUAAAGGUUUCUUCAUACAAUGGAGUUACGCUUUCUACAAAAGUCAACAGCACUUUUACAUUAAUCCUGAAAUUGAUUGAAACAAACAAAGAAAAGCUUGACAAACUAAUCGAAGAAAAGCCAUCUAUUGCAGUGACGCCACUCAAAAUUUCACCUCCAGACGAAAAUAAAUUCACACCAAUUGCUGACUUACAAGGAGCCCAUUUGGGAGUAAUUUCAAAAACCCUUUCCACAAGGCCUUUACGCUUUGAAGGGUCACUCAGGGCUUAUUUUAAAAACAGUUUAAACUUUAACUUGGAGUUAAGAUAUGCUCUUAUCAUAUACUCAGCAUGA
Molecule: messenger RNA, 1053 nt
Organism: Olea europaea var. sylvestris
Lineage: Eukaryota; Viridiplantae; Streptophyta; Magnoliopsida; Lamiales; Oleaceae
Product: replication protein A 70 kDa DNA-binding subunit B-like
Exons: 8
Coding region: 1-1053 (350 amino acids)
Biological process (GO): post-transcriptional regulation of gene expression
Cellular component (GO): cytoplasm
Molecular function (GO): mRNA binding
Source: RefSeq, a predicted model, not a curated record